This is a messenger RNA of Suillus fuscotomentosus, 1125 nucleotides long. RefSeq lists its product as uncharacterized. The transcript is spliced from 8 exons. The coding region runs from base 1 to 1125 and encodes 374 amino acids. The record is from RefSeq and is a predicted model, not a curated record. Lineage: Eukaryota; Fungi; Basidiomycota; Agaricomycetes; Boletales; Suillaceae.
AUGGACGGCUCCCAACCUCCAUCGCCGUCCCAACGGUCUUUGGCACAGUCCACGGCGGUGACGACAUCUGAGAGUGCUCGACAGAGGCGCAAAAUCGCUACCUUGGAAGAGAAGCUACAAGUCCUUGAGGCGGGGCAUGCGAUGAAAAAAAGGGUCACAAGCUACUACAUGUCCCAGGGAAGAGCUAUCAGGCGCAUGGUCACCUUAUAUGAUUCCAUUGAAGACUUGAUCGGCGAGAACGACAGGAGGUGCGAAACCGAAAACGACGAUGUCACCAUUGACCAGGAUCGAUUGCAAACAGGAUAUGUUACCCUUGGCAAUGUCGUCCCGUGGCUUCAAGAAAGAACUUCAGAGUUGGAAUACGAGGAGUACGUGCAAAUGCUAAAAAAGCUCAGGCAGGGGGCCGACAGUGCUCGAGGGGACGACACUUCGAAACUCAAGAGCCUCGUCCCCGAUUGGGUGAAUCGCGAAUUCAAGCCUAAUCCCCCAGUCGAUCGCGAGGAUAAACACUGCCGUGGAUUUGUCCACGAUGUUUGUGGCAGACUUCUCUGUCCAACAGAGCUGGACUGGCAAAACCCAAUCAUCAAAGCAGGGAUUAGGGAUCGUGUAGAUGGCUAUAUCGUAACAGAAAUGUCCUGGCCAAUAUUCCUGUAUGAAAAAUAUACCGCCGAUCAGAACAAUUUAGAACAAGGUCUAUUCAAAAGCACUCUUUUGGUUCAGGCCUUCAAAGCUAUUUUUACCUCUCCUUCCUCUGCAAAAGACGUUGAUGGUGAUGGCGAUGGAGCCAAUGUCAUUGAAAACAACAGACGUGCCCAAAAGGAUUCUUCCGGCAAGAAAGUGAAGACGCAUUUACGAUUUGCACUCUCUUCUGUGACUUCAUGGCGCUCAGUUGAUGGGGAGUUCGACUACAUCCAAUUCUGGCGCAAUAUUGUAGACUUCUUUGAACGAGCCCCCGGUCGAGUAGCGCAGUGCAAUGUCAGUCGACUACUGACAUGGUGGACGAGGAAAGUCUUCGGCACAAGUCGCCGUGCAGAAAUUAGCGACACGGCAAUGUCCAACAUGUCCGUGAACGCUCUUGCGAGGCAGCGGGCACAACUGGAUGAUGCCCUCUUUGACUCCGAUUAG